CACGUGGUGCGGCCCCGCCGCUGCCAGCGCCGCGCGUCCCGAGCGCGCUCCGGCCGCCGCCGCUCCCCCCGCGCCCCCCGCAUGUCGCUGGCGCCGCGCCCCGCGCCCCCGCAGCCGCCCGCCGCCGCCCUCCGCCGCAGCCGCCGCUGCCGCCCUUGAUGUGGUUCGGGGCCGGGCGGGGGACAAGAUGCCGCCGUCCAAGUCCCGCAAGAUCGCGAUCCUGGGCUACCGGAGCGUGGGAAAAUCUUCACUGACGAUCCAGUUUGUGGAAGGACAGUUUGUUGACUCAUAUGAUCCAACCAUAGAGAACACUUUUACAAAACUGAUCACAGUAAAUGGCCAAGAAUAUCAUCUUCAGCUGGUUGACACUGCUGGCCAGGAUGAAUACUCCAUAUUUCCUCAGACGUACUCCAUAGACAUCAAUGGCUACAUUCUUGUUUAUUCAGUCACGUCAAUAAAAAGUUUUGAAGUGAUAAAAGUUAUCCAUGGCAAGUUAUUGGAUAUGGUGGGAAAAGUCCAAAUACCCAUUAUGCUGGUUGGAAAUAAAAAAGACCUGCAUAUGGAACGGGUGAUCAGCUAUGAAGAAGGGAAAGCUUUAGCAGAAUCUUGGAAUGCAGCUUUCUUGGAAUCUUCUGCUAAAGAAAAUCAGACUGCCGUUGAUGUUUUUAAGAGGAUAAUUUUGGAGGCAGAAAAAAUCGAUGGGGCAGCUUCACAAGGGAAGUCUUCAUGCUCAGUAAUGUAAUUCCACUGCAGAACCUGAAAACACUGGGAAUACAUUCUACCUGAAGAAGCAAAACUGCCCAUUAUCUUUAAGGAUAAACUAUGCUUCUUUUUUUUUUUUUUUUUCUUUUUUUUUUUUCCUUUUUUUUUUUUUUUUUUAAUUUUUUUUUUUUUCUUCUGUUAACCUGAAAGAUAAACAGUUGGUUUGGAGCCUUUCCCUUCAGAUUAUGUUAAACUCUGACUCCUGUGCAAAUGGCUUCACUUCCAUUUUCAAAUUUUAAGCAAUCAUAUUUUCAAUUUAUAUAUUGUAUUUCUUAAUAUUAUGACCAAGAAUUUUACUGGCAUUAAUUUUUCAGUGUAGUUUGUUGGUUAGAAUAAUCAUCAAAAUGAUGCAUAUUGUUACACUACUAUUAACUAGGCUUGGAUAUCAGUGUUUCUUUGUGUUAAAUGUAUACUUGUAAAUAAAAUAGCUGCAAACCUUAAAUGUUCUGUUUAUAAUUUUUCGUUGAUUACUCCAUAUCAACUUUUUUUCUUUAUUUUUUUGUGAAAAAAUGUUCACCUGCUGACCUUAAGAGGAGGCGUGAGAUCCUUGGAGCCUAUGGAUUGUUUGACUAUUGCUCGGGAAGUUGUUUGCGAGUGAUCCCAAACGUUUUUGCUGCUGGAACUCCAGGCUGGCCAAGCAGCUCUGCUUUGCUUUGUGCCCGGUCACGGGAAGGAGAGACAAGUGCCAGCUUUAUUUGGAAGGGAAGUCCUGGGUUUCAGUCAGAACCUGCUCUGUGUUUUUCCUCUGUAACCGUUGAGUAAAGGGUGCGCAGAGCCACCCCGAGUUCCCGCGCUACGGACUGUUCACGCGGACUUGUGACUGGCAGUGCUGUCAGGAUGGAGUGGAUUUAUCCAGGUCACAAGCGUAGACUUGUUAAGAGAACAAAAAUGUCAUUUAAAAUAAAUUGCACGUCCUGAACAAA
Molecule: messenger RNA, 1685 nt
Organism: Hirundo rustica (Barn swallow)
Lineage: Eukaryota; Metazoa; Chordata; Aves; Passeriformes; Hirundinidae
Gene: RHEB
Product: Ras homolog, mTORC1 binding
Exons: 8
Coding region: 188-742 (184 amino acids)
Biological process (GO): small GTPase-mediated signal transduction
Cellular component (GO): plasma membrane
Molecular function (GO): GDP binding; GTP binding; GTPase activity
Source: RefSeq, a predicted model, not a curated record